GAAUAGCUUGAUGAUGCAUCCUCGUGUUGUGAAUGUGAUGGUUAAUUUGCAACUUUAAUCAAACUUGGCCUGAUAACGUUGGUUUCAGCUGCUGCAGGUUUGAAUCACACAUUCCACAGAUAUACUACUUUGCCACUCAAACAUGUCUUCGCAUGAAGAUGGGCCUGUAGAUCAGGAUCCUGUUGCAGCAGAACUACCCCCGUCAUCAUCCAUCGAGAACAAUGCCACCACUGAGCCAGUCAUCACUGUCACCAUUGGAGCAACAGUGCCCACAGGGUUCGAACCCACUGCUGUUGAGGAGGUCAUGGAGAAAAUUGGGGUGGAUGCACGAAUCAGCACAGAACGUGGUCGGAUAUACUUUGCAAUAAGUACAGACAAACUUUCCCAGGUCCAUCUGUUAAAGUCCGUGGACAACCUGUUUGUUGUUGUUGAUGAAUAUCAUAAUUACCCGUUCAAAGAAUCAAAGGAGGAGACCUUGAUGGAGCUGCAACAACUUGCCUCCAAACUCCCGUGGACAAAUGCCUUGGAGGUAUGGAAACUAAAUUGCAUGCUAAAGAAGAAGAAAAGGCCUCGAAAAGGAGGAAAAGUGAAAAAUGUAAAACCAAAUGGUGAGGGCACCAGCGUAACGGAGGACGAUGUCGAGCAGCAGGAAUCUUCUCAGGCAUCAUCUUCUGAAGACCAAACAAAGGAGGAAGAUGCACCUGAUAUAGAAACCAGUGCACAGAACAAUGAGAACACACCAUCCGAAACCAAACCCAUCAAGUUCAGAGUGACGUGCAGCAGGGCUGGAGACAAACACAACUUUUCCUCCAGUGAAGCAGCCAGAGACUUUGGAGGGGCAGUACAGCAGUUCUUCCAGUGGAAAGCAGAUAUGACCAAGUUUGACGUAGAGGUCUUACUGAACAUACACAAUGAAGAGGUGGUGAUUGGAAUUGCUCUCACUGAAGAGAGUCUUCACAGGAGAAACAUCACUCACUUUGGGCCCACUACACUGCGCUCUACUCUUUGCUAUGGCAUGCUCAGGCUUUGUCAACCUCAGGAAUCGGAUAUAAUAUUUGAUCCAAUGUGUGGAACAGGAGCUAUACCACUGGAGGGCGCUUUGGAAUUCCGCAAUUCUUUCUUCAUUGCUGGUGACAACAAUGACGUGGCCAUUAACCGCACAGUCAGUAACAUUUGUCACAUCCAAAAGCGGAUGGCAGACAAAGGCGGUGUUUAUGGAUUGCCGAUUGACACAGUGCGAUGGGAUCUGUGCCACUUACCAAUAAGGACCAGCUCUGUUGACGUCAUCAUUAGUGACAUGCCGUUUGGAAAGAGAAUGGGCUCGAAGAAGAAGAACUGGAACCUUUACCCAUCCUGUCUGAGAGAAAUGGCUCGUGUCUCCAGGCCCGGUUCAGGAAGGGCUGUCCUGUUGACUCAGGACAAGAAAUGCUUUGCCAUGGUUUUGUCCCGGAUGGGAGGACUGUGGAGGAGGACGCGCACUGUUUGGGUCAAUGUUGGAGGUUUACAUGCCGGAGUUUAUCUCCUCAAGCGGACUGCUGAAAUGUUUGUCAAAAUUCCUGAAAAUGUCCAUGAAUCACGACAUACUGUGAAUAAGGACCUGGAUGAGAAGCAUGAUGCAGAUGGCUGUUAAUCCACAUCCUGUUUAAAAGUGCUUUUUUUGUCCUGCCUCCAGAUCAGACUAUUCUUGUUAGACUUUUUGAUUUUCUGAAAGGUUUUUGUUUUAAAGUGCACUGACCAUGUGUUUUUAUUGGCUAAUCUUAAUGUGACGGCUGGAUACCUGCAACAGAAAAGUUUUUAUUAUGUUGAGCAGCAGUUGAAAACUUGUCACCUCCUUUGUUUGAGCUGCGCUGUACAUUUGUCUUUUUUGCCGUUCAGGAACCUGCUGCAUGUUGGGAACCAUUCAUUGUCAUAUGUCAUGAUUAAUAAAGAUGUACUGCUAAGAAAUUUUAGAAAUGUUAAUAAAUUCCAGUUGCUGGGCGUU
Messenger RNA from Thalassophryne amazonica, 1981 nucleotides. It is a transcript of the gene thumpd3, whose product is annotated as THUMP domain containing 3. Bases 143 to 1630 code for a protein of 495 amino acids. Gene Ontology annotation, molecular function: tRNA (guanine) methyltransferase activity; RNA binding. NCBI's taxonomy places the organism in Eukaryota, Metazoa, Chordata, Actinopteri, Batrachoidiformes, Batrachoididae. The record is from RefSeq and is a predicted model, not a curated record. Gene Ontology annotation, biological process: tRNA methylation. The transcript is spliced from 10 exons.